AUGGCGGCUCACAGUAUUCCGCUCAACACCCUCAAGCAGUGUCUCCAGUUCCUGGGGUGGUUGCAUAGCAGGCAAGGAAAAAAGGUGCAAACCCAGGUGGCCAACGCUCUGCAUGAGCGUCUUAAAGGUAAAUACCAAGACGUUAGUGAGUCGCAAAUUGCGUCGGCACUAUCUAAUUUCCUUAGCAGCGUGUCCAAGUUUCAUAAGAAUUUGUGGAAUAAUACAACCGCUAUAUAUAAUGGCAAUCAAGAUCCUACCGCCGUACUAGAUGCUCUUUUAGAAUGCAUUCCCAUGUUCCUAGCCGUGAUGUACUUUCUGCGCUACCAGGUGGAUGCAAACUUUGCGGCGCUGGGUGGAGGGAAGUGGGCGGACAAACCAGUUGGUGGAAGUGCAUUCAUUGGCCGUGAACUGCAGGCAUAUUUCACUGCACCAUCCAGAUCUAAAACGUAUGGCAUAAUCCCUGGCGGUUUCCGUAAACAAGAGUUGAAACGUCUCUACCGCCAGGGUUCUUUUAUGGCCAAUGACCUUGAACAAAUUUGUCAAAAACAUAAUAUUGGCCUAAAUGUUUUCCUCGACGUUUUCUCCACUUCAGUGUUGCCCCAAAAUUCCGGCACCCAGGACUCAAAUACAGCCAACGCCCUGGCGUUGGUGAGAACGCUUUGCGAGAUAGUUGGAGAAGAAAAAGAUGGCGGCGGCGAGUUAAUAACAAAAUUAAAUGAGCAUUUCAAAAACAAGCAAAAUCGCAUUUGUUGGAAUAAUUUAAAAGCACAUUGUGAGAAGCUUAAAUCUGAAUUUAGCAAUAUUUUCGCCGACCGAUGUUUUUCAUUCACUGGCUUCGGUAGGGAGGUGAAAGACCUUAAGAAAGAAGAAUUUGGGAAGGAGGCGGCGGAUUGGUUGCGAAGAAAUUUGGAGAAGGUGCGGGGGAAUUUGGAGAAGAUUGAAACAGAUAACACAAUGAAAUAUACUGCAGAAUAUUUCACUAAACAUCUCUUCACAUAUGGCUUUACAUUUUAUGGCACCAACAUUGGGACGGGAAAAGAUCCGCAUACAAUUCUGCAAGAGAAUUGGGCUGAUGUAAUUAAUGAGCUUCGUAAACCCAGUGAAGGAUUGGAUAGGCUUAAAACAAUUUUGGAUGGUCAGCAGUGUCCAGAAGAGUCUGACAAGAAAUCUGAAGGGAGUCCCAACCAGGGUAAGAAAUCCGAAGGGUCUCCAAACCAGGGUAAGAAAUCUGAGGGCGCACAGAACCAAGGCAAGAAAACGGAGGGAGCACAGAACCAGGGCAAGAAAUCUGAGGGAGCACAGAACCAGGGGAAGAAAGUGGAGGGAACUCCAAAUCAAAGCAAAGGUCAAAUUGACAUAAGUUCUUCAGGUUCACAAGAUAUAAAGUCUCUUGCUCCAGGUCCGUCUCCCGGUGGUCCAGGAGGUACAGGACAGCCAGGGUCUAAAGGUAAUAAGGGUGAUGCAGGCCCGCCAGGGUCUACUGGUCCAGUGACUCCGGCGUCUUCUCAGGUUCCAGCUCCGCCAGUUCAGAAUGCUGAUCAGACUCAACAACCUUCCCAACCGCCGCCAGCUCCCCCCCCUCCACCGCCUCCUCCCCCUCUUCCUGGAGGCGGUGUCAUCCCUCCUAAUUCAGUUCCCCCGGAUCAGGAUUCACCGGACAGUGUUUCUUCAGGCCAAAAGCCUACUGCCACUCCAGUCACAGUGUCUCCUCAGACUCCGGGUGUUUCACAUGCACAACCUGUGCCGACUGGUGAUAAGGGGGCUGGUCCACCAGGUGGUGGAGGGACAAGCAAGGCGGUGGUCAAGGCGCCAAGCAAAAUCGGUGGGAAGCCUGUACAAACUGAUGAAAACUGCCCUCGGUCGAAGGGAUAUAAGCAAAUUGAGCUUUGGCCUGGUAGAGGCAACUACUGUGUUAAGGAUUUUGAUUAUAAACAACAAGAAGCAGUUCAUAAGCAGUUUGAUGAACAAAUAAAAAAGGCGCAAAGCGAUAUCCAGGAACGCAAACGGCAGAGGGAAGAGAAACUCAGGCAGCAGAGGGAGGUAGAGGAGCGGAAAAGGGAAGCAAAGGAGGAACGCCGAAAGGAAGAUGAGCGUCGGAGGCAAGAGGAAGUGGAGGAAUCUAAACGUAAAUUAUUGCAGGGAAUGGAAAUGCGGACAAAAAUUCUCAACAAGCAUCCUGGCAGGCCAAUGUACCCUGGCGCUGAUCGAGUGGAGGAUGAAUUUAGAGAGAUACAUUUGAAAAGUCACCCAGGAACCAAGCUUACGACUGAUCAUCCAGGUACGAACGCUGUUAUUGUUGAGGAGGCGUCAGCAUCUGGCGCCAAAGGGAUUCCGAAAUCUACGUUGUCACACAAAUUCCCACCUAGUGACAUUCUUUUGGGCUAUCCGAUUAAGCCGCCGAAAUUGCCAAUGAAAUAUCCACCGGUGUCGCCGCAUGCUGUGCCGGCUUUCGCUGAUGUCCUCGAAGGCAUCGAUUUAACUAAAAAGAAACGCACGACCGAACGUCCAUCCGUGAUCACGUACAAUGAUAAUGCACCGAUGACGGCGCAAAUGGAUGUUGUCCCGAUAAACUACCCAUCGAACGUUACCGGUGGGAUAAUAAAACCGAACCCGAUAAAAUCCAGUCGGCUGAACUUCCAAGUGAUGUGA
This is a messenger RNA of Babesia ovata, 2649 nucleotides long. RefSeq names its product Ribosome-binding protein 1, putative. Bases 1 to 2649 code for a protein of 882 amino acids. NCBI's taxonomy places the organism in Eukaryota, Apicomplexa, Aconoidasida, Piroplasmida, Babesiidae. The transcript is spliced from 2 exons. The record is from RefSeq and is a predicted model, not a curated record.